CGUGUUACUCCCAAAAACAAAACACGUGGUCGUACUGCAGUGGAAGUAGAGUAGUUGACGGAAUAAACAAUCCCGUUUACCAUCACAUGAAAUAUUUUCUAGAGUAUAAGGUUUUCAGCUAUUACUAAAAUGUCGCCUCCAAUAUGUAGUUGUGCUGAACAAGUCAGAAAACUGACACAGCAGGCGUCAGUAAUGAGAAGAGAGAUAAAAAAUCUCAGACAGCAGAUGGAUGGAGCCAUACGAGCACAUAGGAAGCAGAUGUCAUCACUUCAGUCCAUGCUGACAGACUGUAUGAAACACGAGGAUAGCUUACAGUCAGUGAGCAAAAGCCCAACUCAAAGCUCUAGUGAAAUAAAUCAAUUAUUAGAGCAAGGACGUAUUCAGACAGUACCCAUUGGAUACAUAAGCUCAUGUUUUGCAGUCAAAAAUGGCACUCCACGACAACCCACCAUAUGCAGUUCUUCUCGGGCCAGCUUAAAGAUUGAACCCUCAGUCUUCAAUAACCCUGAGCAUUCUUUAGUUGGACUGGAACAGUACUCCCAUAUCUGGAUCAUUUUCCUUUUCCAUAAGAAUGGGCAAAUGAGCUACAAAGCCAAAGUAAAGCCUCCCCGUCUGAAUGGCCAGAGGGUGGGGGUGUACUCCACCCGUAGCCCCCACAGACCUAAUGCUUUGGGACUGACUUUGGCCAAGCUAGAAAGAAUCACAGGGGAUACACUUCACUUGUCUGGUGUUGAUAUUAUUGCUGGAACGCCUGUACUGGACAUCAAGCCGUAUAUUCCAGACUACGAUUCUCCUAAAACAAGGACAGAUGAAACCAACAGUGAAUACAGACAAACAUCACCAAUCACAGACUCUCAGAUGCCCCAAGUAAUGGAUGUGGACGAAGAACCAAACAUCUUAGAGACUUCAUCUAAACCAUCCUCAGAGCUCAGAGUUUGUCCAGCUGGACCUUCAGACUUCUCUCAGUCUGAAAGGUCUGGAUCCAGUGAUGUGACUGGUGUACUAGCAGAGGUUAAAAACUAUCUUAAACAACAGCAGCUUUUCACUGAAAAUGCAAAAGACAAACAGACAGAUUCUCCUGAAUGCACUUCAUUGGCAGCAAACCCUUUAUGUUCAUCUGCUCUUAAAUUUGGAUGUGAGGACUACAGUACUAUUGCUGCUUGGCUCAGGGAACCUCCUAUUAGUAACCUAGAUGUGCGAUUUACUGCGAAUGCUAAAAAAGAGCUCAAUGAGUUUGUUCCCUGCGACAGUACAGACAGCACAAGACCAAAGUUCCAGUUCUUGAAAGGACCAGAUGAAGCAAUGGCAGCCAUCAAAGGCAUUCUGUCAGCUGACCCUAGAUCAGUGUAUCGUCGUACACGUUGUCAAGACCGGCUGUUCUUCUUCACCCUGGAUACGGCUGACAUCACCUGCUGGUUCGGAGAUGGUUUUGCUGAGGUCGUGAGAGUCAAACCUAUGCAGAGUUGAGAACUCACAAAUGUCGUGAGAUGUGUCAAGUUUCUGCUUUGUUUUUUUUAAAGAUAAAAAUACUUAAAUGGAUAAUUUAUCCAACAAUGUAAUUGUAAACUUGAAACAUUUACUCACCUUCAUCCUCGUGAUUAAAAAAAAUCAUUUUUAAACCUCUACUACAAAGCACCUUAAGAUAUUUUUAUGUUUCAUCGUCUACUUUCUAUAUGUUAACAUACUAUCCUCAACAAGCAACUGUAUUGCUGGAAUAUUUGUAGCUUAACAAUUUAAUAA
Messenger RNA from Labeo rohita (rohu), 1740 nucleotides. It is a transcript of the gene trmo, whose product is annotated as tRNA methyltransferase O. The record is from RefSeq and is a predicted model, not a curated record. The transcript is spliced from 6 exons. Bases 130 to 1467 code for a protein of 445 amino acids. Lineage: Eukaryota; Metazoa; Chordata; Actinopteri; Cypriniformes; Cyprinidae.